Micromonas pusilla CCMP1545 is the source of this 1506-nucleotide messenger RNA. RefSeq lists its product as uncharacterized. The record is from RefSeq and is a predicted model, not a curated record. Gene Ontology annotation, molecular function: hydrolase activity. The transcript has 2 exons. NCBI's taxonomy places the organism in Eukaryota, Viridiplantae, Chlorophyta, Mamiellophyceae, Mamiellales, Mamiellaceae. The coding region runs from base 124 to 1449 and encodes 441 amino acids.
CUGAGCAGCCGACCGCGCUUCAACGUCACCCCAACCACUCAUCGGCACUCCCUCGGUGCUCGCCGUCAUCGCUCCGUGGCCGUCUCGCGCAUCAGACCUCGCACGAACGGAACAUCGGCUGUCAUGGGCGACGCGACCGCUGCGCUUGAAAGCCUGGAGCUGAACGAGGAAAGAUUCGUCGGCCUCCUUCGUAAGCUCAUCGGCGAGGUCGAGAAGCUUCAGAACACCGGCGUGGGGACCGCGUACGUCCCUCAGGAGGACCUCGCCAUCAAGCACGUCCUGGACGUCCUCGCGCCGCACCGCGUGGAGAACGGCGGACCGCUCGAGAUCGACCACGUGACGUACGCCGAGGGAAGAGGCAAUCUCAUCAUCAAGUACCCGGGCACGGGUACCGCGGAGGACGUCCUGAGCUUCGUCGGCAGCCACCUCGACGUCGUCCCCGCGAACCCGGACGCGUGGGACGUCGACCCGUUCUCGCUCACCGUGGACGGGGAUAAGCUCUCCGGGCGAGGAACCACGGACUGCCUCGGGCACGUCGCGCUCAUGACGACGCUCUUCUCGCAGAUCGCGGAGUUGAAACCAAAACUGAAGACGUCGCUGACGUGCGUGUUCAUCGCGAGCGAGGAGGCGUCCGGUCCGGGCAUCGGCGUCGACGGGCUCGUCGCGGAGGGGAAGCUCGACCACUGCAAGCCCGGUCCCGUCGUGUGGGUUGACUGCGCGGACAGCCAGCCUUGCAUAGGCACGGCGGGUGCGAUCACGUGGCACCUCACCGCGACCGGGCAUCGGUUCCAUUCCGGUCUGCCGCACAAGGGGAUCAACGGCAUCGAGCUCGGCAUGGAGGCGUGCGCGCGCCUUCAAGCGAAAUUUUACGAAACCUUCCCUGCGUGCCAGAAGGAACGCGAUUACAAGUUCAUCACGCCCUCGACGAUGAAACCGACGCAGAUCAAGUGCGCGCCUGGGGGAUUGAACCAGAUCCCACCGGAGGCGACGAUCAGCGGAGACGUUCGCCUCACGCCGUUCUACGAAGUCGCGAAAUUAAAGCAGUGCAUCGAGGACGAGGUCGCGGCGAUGAACAAAGACAUCGAGGCGUUGCCGACGCGCGGGCCGUGUAGUAAGUAUGUCAUCAACCCGGAGGGCGCCGAGCCUAUCGUAGGAAGAUUAUCGCUCGAGUGGGGGGAUCAUCUUCUCACCGGGAUCGCGUGUGACCUGGAGAGCCCCGCGUUCAAGCUGAUGUGCGACGCCAUCAACGAGGUGAAAGGGAAGGCAGAGCCGUACUCGUUGACCGGGUCGCUUCCGCUCGUGCACGAGAUGCAACAGGAAGGUUUCGACAUUCAGCUUAUCGGGUUCGGGCUGAUGUCGACGUACCACGCGGAUAAUGAGUACUGCUCCCUGAACGACAUGAAGGAUGCGGCGAAGAUCCUCUCGAGGCUCAUCACGAAGUUCGGAUGACGGGCUACCGUAGACUUGCUUAGAUGUGUGCGCGAAAAUUUACGUCCACGUCACGCA